CAGGCAAAAGGACAAAGUUCCGUCGUUGGCGCAAAAAUUUGGAGGCAAUGCUCUGACGUAAAUCGCAAUUCCCCCUCCAACCAUAACCGUACUCUCCGAUUUCUUGAUUUAUUCUUCCCCGUCUCCUUCGAUUCUUCUCCGUGUUUCGAUUUUUCGGCUUUCAAGGAAGAUAUGUGGGAACCCAUUUGUUUAACUCUGGCCGCCGCCGCCGGCAACAAUAUCGGCAAAAUUAUUCAGAAGAAGGGCACCGUCAUUCUUCCUCCUCUCUCCUUCAAGCUCAAGGUGAUAAGGGCUUACGCUUUUAACAAAACUUGGAUCAUAGGUUUUCUGAUGGAUAUAUUUGGAGCUGUUCUAAUGCUGAGAGCGUUAUCUCUCGCCCCUGUCUCUAUAAUUCAACCAGUUUCUGGAUGUGGACUUGCCAUCCUCUCUAUUUUUUCACAUUUUUAUCUGAAGGAAAUAAUGAAUGCUGUCGAUUGGAUGGGGAUUACGCUUGCUGGCAUUGGCACCAUAGGGGUUGGUGCUGGAGGCGAGGAGCAAAAGGCGUCUGCGAUAUCGAUUUUCCAUUUGCCAUGGCUAGCUUUCAUCAUUACCAUCUUGUUUGUUCUUCUUAGCGGAUGGCUUCAUUUCUACAAACGUCAAAGGAAAGAACAAGAGUUGAUGGAAUUUGAAGUUGUCGAAGAAAUAAUAUACGGCUUAGAAUCUGGCAUUUUGUUCGGGAUGGCAUCUGUAAUAUCAAAAAUGGGAUUCUUAUUCUUGGAGCAGGGCUUCCACGAAAUAUUGGUACCAAUAUGCAUCCUGAUAAGUAUUUGUUGCAGUGCUACAGGAUUUUACUAUCAGACUCGAGGACUAAAACAUGGGAGGGCAAUUGUGGUGUCUACAUGUGCUGCUGUGGCAUCUAUCGUCACUGGUGUCGUUGCUGGUAUGCUUGCUUUGGGUGAAGAAUUGCCCUCGUCACCGACUGCUCGCCUCUUCCUUCUGCUGGGAUGGCUGCUAAUCAUCACAGGUGUUAUUCUGCUUGUGAGUUCAGCACGACUGACCCGACGUCUUACUUGGCUAUACCGACGAUUUAAGCGAAGUGGUGUGGAUAGGAGCUUUGGGCAUAGAUCUGGAUCAUCUGUGCGCCUACGAGAUUCAAGCCCCAGUGCAAUCAUUCAGACAACCACAUUGCAGAAUAUGAUGUUAUCAUCAAAAGCAAAGGCUGACGCUUGAAGACCGUGAAGACGGUUCAUGUGUAGAUAUAAUACCAAUGUGGGAGUCCAUCCAGGUAUGAACAUAUUCUGAUCUGGGUUGGAAUUUGGGAAUGCACUCCACUUUCUCAUGGGUGUGUUUUUUAGAAUUAUACCUUCUUGCUUGCAUAGGCACCACAUGUUUCGAGAUCUCCUUUGAUUGAUUGUUUCAAUGUUUGAGGCCAUUUCAUAAUAUCCAAUUACCCAUUAUAAUGUAUGAAUUUUUGAAGAAUGAUGAUGAUCAUGAUCUUAGUCAAUUUAUGAAGAUUGUUCAACCAUUUAUUUUC
Molecule: messenger RNA, 1513 nt
Organism: Cucurbita moschata (crookneck pumpkin)
Lineage: Eukaryota; Viridiplantae; Streptophyta; Magnoliopsida; Cucurbitales; Cucurbitaceae
Product: probable magnesium transporter NIPA9
Exons: 9
Coding region: 172-1209 (345 amino acids)
Biological process (GO): magnesium ion transport
Cellular component (GO): membrane
Molecular function (GO): magnesium ion transmembrane transporter activity
Source: RefSeq, a predicted model, not a curated record